UUGUAUGAGUCAUUGGGAAAUGAUGGAGAAAAAAAGGCAAAUUUAGCUUAAAUAAAACUCUCUCAUCGUGUCUGUUUGUGUAUGACCCCUACCAUCCCUUCGUCCCGUUUUCUUUGCUCGCCUAAGUGCUCUCUGCUCUGCUUUCCUUCUCUCACAUGUCUGAAAGCUUCAAAAGCUAACACUUUCUCGGUUCAAUAAUAUUAGUUCCUCAACAUUUCUCUAAAACAACAACAACUUCCCCGCUCAUCACUGUCACUUCAAGUUUACUCUGUUUUGGCAGCAAACAACUACAAGGACCUCCCUGUUUUUUGCCUGCCUCUGGGUUAUACUGUACUUUUCCUUUGUACGUUAAAAGAAAAGAAAAAAAAAGAAAAGGAAAAUCUGUUGUCAAGUUAGUUGCAGUUUUAGUGGAUCCAAGUCACCACUUAGAGAGGGGGGAAAAUGACUGAGCAGCAAAAUUCAGAAACAGAGUGCAGUUCCAACUCAUUGUCUUGGCCUCCACGAUCACCUACAUCGCCUGCGUCAACUCAUUCACCUCAUCCUAACUCGCUCCCUGGCUCAACCACGACUCUAAAUGGUAAACCUGAAACCACCUGUGAUACUAAUAGAAAGAUGAAGAGAAUGAGGGAUUCAAGCAAGCACCCAGUUUACCGUGGCGUCCGAAUGAGGAGCUGGGGCAAAUGGGUGUCAGAAAUCCGCGAGCCACGCAAGAAAUCCCGCAUUUGGCUCGGUACUUUCCCUACUCCAGAAAUGGCAGCUCGGGCACACGACGUGGCCGCUUUAAGUAUCAAAGGCAACUCAGCCAUUCUCAACUUCCCUGAACUCGCCAACUCUUUACCUCGACCCGUGUCAUUAGCACCCCGCGACGUCCAAGCUGCGGCAGCCAAAGCUGCCCAAAUGGGAAACUUGGACUCCCCAUCACCAUCCACUACAUCAUCAUCUUCCACUUCAACAUUGUCAUCAUCGUCAUCCCUAUCCUCUCUGGUUUCUCACUUGGACUUAUCUUCAGCGUCAGACGAAUUAACCGAGAUAGUGGAGCUCCCAAGUCUAGGGACAAGUUACGAGUCGGUGGAGUUGGGGAGUGAGUUUAUAUUCGCAGACUCGAUGGACGGAUGGUUUUACCCUCCACCAUGGCUUGAAAGCAUGGAAGACUGUGAGUACGUUUGUAAUCAGUUAGUAGUACCCGAGAGCGUUUUACAAAACGGCUUCAAACAAGGUUUGCUAUGGGAUUAUUAGUACUUUUUUUCUUUUUUCCUUUGGUGGUUUGUGAAUGUGAUGUGUGUGUGUGUGUGUUUUAAGCCCUUUUGCUUUUUCUUUGAAGGGCCAAAACUCUAGUCAUUUUCUUUCUCUCUGUUUAUGUGAUCUCUUUCAAUGAAUUCACAAUGUACAGUGCUUAUAAUGGGGAAGUCAUAAGAUUUAUUCCCUUUUUGAGGAUCUGAAAUAAAAAGCCUCUCUUCCCUCUUUCUCUCCUGAGAGAGAUCAUUAAGUUCAACAAUGAAAA
Messenger RNA from Gossypium raimondii (Peruvian cotton), 1501 nucleotides. Its product is annotated as ethylene-responsive transcription factor TINY. Gene Ontology annotation, molecular function: DNA-binding transcription factor activity; DNA binding. The record is from RefSeq and is a predicted model, not a curated record. The transcript has a single exon. Gene Ontology annotation, biological process: regulation of DNA-templated transcription. The coding region runs from base 442 to 1236 and encodes 264 amino acids. Lineage: Eukaryota; Viridiplantae; Streptophyta; Magnoliopsida; Malvales; Malvaceae.